AUGAAGGUUUUAGCCAUAGCUCUCAUUGCCGCCCUCGUGUGCAUCACACAGGCUUCACCAAUCGGAGAGGAGGUAGAGGUUCCAGAACUGGCGGCAGAUGCCAUGCAACCAAUGGAGUUGUUAAACGGGGCUCGUCAACGGAUCUGCACGCCCGUGAUGUGUCAGAACUUAUGCAGGAGCCUGGGAUGGCGUUACGGAAGCUGCAACGCGCAACGUUUCUGCGUCUGCAGACGUAAAAACUCCUAA
Molecule: messenger RNA, 246 nt
Organism: Pieris macdunnoughi
Lineage: Eukaryota; Metazoa; Arthropoda; Insecta; Lepidoptera; Pieridae
Source: the annotation of a GenBank genome assembly